AUGAAAUUUGAAGCAGAUUUAAGUUCAUCUUAUAUAAAAACUAUUCCAAUUCAAAUUAUUCGUCUACAAGAUCAUUUUCAUGAAGAAAGUGAUCAAGGACAAAUACCUAGAGUAAUGGAUAUAGAACUUUGUGAAGAUUUAAUAGAUACUUGUAUGCCUGGAGAUGAUGUGACUAUAACUGGUAUUAUUAAAAUGCAAGGUAUAGAUAAUGGUAAAACAAAGUUUAGUACAAUAUGUUCUCUUUAUAUAGAGGCAAUUUCAGUUGUCAAUAAUAGUAGUAAAAUGCAGAUGAAUGGAUCUUUAAAUAUUGAACUAAAUACUUAUGACUAUAAAUUAAUUAAAGAUAUUUACCAAAAUACAGAUGCAUUAAAUCUAUUAGUCCAUUCAUUAUGUCCAGAUAUAUAUGGACAUGAAAUGAUUAAAAUGGCAUAUCUUUUAAGUUUAUUUGGUGGUAGUUCCAAUCAUGUCAAAAUACGAAGUAAUAUACAUAUAUUGGUUAUUGGUGAUCCUGGCUUAGGUAAAUCUCAAAUGUUACAAACUUGUGCUCAUGUUGCUCCUAAAGGUAUAUAUAUAUCUGGAAAUUGCAGUACUUCAUCAGGAUUAACAGUUACUUUAAUUAAAGAAAGUGGGCAAAAUGAUUUUGCUUUGGAGCCUGGUGCUUUAGUUCUAGCUGACGGAGGAUGUUGUUGUAUAGAUGAAUUUGAUAAAAUGUCAAGUCAGCAUCAAGCUCUUCUUGAAGCUAUGGAACAACAAUGUGUAAGUGUUGCUAAAUCAGGUGUUAUGUGGUCUUUACCAUCUAGGACUUCAAUUCUCGCUGCUGCUAAUCCUGUUGAUGGAUGUUAUAAUAAAUCCAAAACAUUAAAUGAACCAAAUAAGGAAAUGGAUAAUUUUUUAUCUGGACAUAUUAUGCUAAUACAGUUAGAAGCACUUAUUAGAUUAACUGAGGCUAGAGCAAAGCUAGAUUUACGUGAAGAAACAACAGAACAAGAUGCAAUGGAUGUUAUUGAAUUGAUGCAGAAUACUAUACUUCCUUUAAAUUAUAAAAAUCAAGAUUAUACAUUUUUACAAUUUACUAAAACUUAUGAAUUAAAGAAUCUUGGAGUAAAAGAAGGACUAGUUGAAAUUGAUGUAUCACUUGCAAUUGAGAAAUUAAAUGAUCAGGGAUACCUAAUUAAGAAAGCUAAGAAUUUAUAUCAUUUUUUAAAAACAGAAUUACAUUAA
Ceratosolen solmsi marchali is the source of this 1221-nucleotide messenger RNA. RefSeq names its product DNA helicase MCM8-like. Gene Ontology annotation, cellular component: nucleus; MCM complex. Gene Ontology annotation, molecular function: ATP binding; single-stranded DNA helicase activity; single-stranded DNA binding. NCBI's taxonomy places the organism in Eukaryota, Metazoa, Arthropoda, Insecta, Hymenoptera, Agaonidae. The coding region runs from base 1 to 1221 and encodes 406 amino acids. The transcript is spliced from 5 exons. The record is from RefSeq and is a predicted model, not a curated record.